This is a messenger RNA of Penicillium salamii, 3786 nucleotides long. NCBI's taxonomy places the organism in Eukaryota, Fungi, Ascomycota, Eurotiomycetes, Eurotiales, Aspergillaceae. The record is from the annotation of a GenBank genome assembly.
AUGGAUAUUGAAGCGAUUGAAAGCGAAAAGAGGACGGCAGCACCGACGCCAGACGAAGAAGGCUCCUUCGCCGCCUACAAGCGAAUCUUCAAGUACACUGGCCCUUUCGAGCUCUCAUUGCAGAUAAUCGCGUCUCUAGCAGCCCUCGGUUCUGGUGCCGGUCUAGCAUUUCAGCCCCUUAUUAUAGGCCGGUUUAUCAGCACCGUCGCCGACUUCACAUCAUCACAAUCCUCUGCAGCUCACCUUCGUUCGGAGGCUUCAAAGCUAGCUCUUUACUUCCUUUAUCUUGGUGUUGCCCGCUUUCUGCUAUCGUACAUCUACAACGUCCUUUUCACGUACACCGCUCAUCUGAUUACCCGCAACAUCCAGCACGAAUACCUGAAAUCAGCCCUGGGGCAGGAAGUGGCAUUCUUCGACUUUGGUACUGGUGGCUCGAUUGCAACACAAGCGACCUCCAAUGGCCGCAUGAUCCAGGGCGGAAUCAGUGAGAAGCUGGGUCUUGUCGUUCAAGGCAUUGCUGCUUUCAUCACUGCUUUCAUCAUUGCUUUCGUCGUCCAAUGGAAACUCACUCUCAUAUGCCUCUGCAUUGCCCCGGCUACUCUCAUUGUCAACGGUAUUGCGGGUGGGUUCAUGGGUGUAUAUGAGAAUCAAAUUCUGGAAAUUAACGCGAAGGCCAAUGCCUUCGCUGAGAGCGUUCUCUCCGGUGUGCGCACUGCGCAUGCCUUUGAAAUCCGAGACAGGCUGGUCGACAGCUUUGACGACCACUUGUCCUACGCCCAUACGAUUGGAAGCAAGCUUUCCGUCAUUUUUGGCACCUUUUUCGCCGCAGAGUACUGCAUCGUCUAUUUAGGCUACGGUCUAGCCUUCUGGCAAGGCAUUCGCAUGUUGUCAAGAGGGGAACUGGAGGAGAAUGGAGGUAUCUUUACUGUCAUCAUGUCGGUCAUUAUUGCUGCUACACAGCUCACCAUGCUUACUCCCUACAUGGUUGACUUCACCCGCUCCGCUACUGCGGCAUCCAAGCUGUUCAACUUGAUUGACCGCAAAUCUGAAAUUGAUCCACAUGAAAAUUUUGGCAACCAACCUUCGGAAACUUUUGGGGAAAUUGAGCUCGACGAUGUUACAUUUGCGUACCCUACCCGGCCUGGGGUGAAGGUUCUUGAAAAAUUCUCUAUGAAAGCGCCUGCUGGCAAGGUCACAGCCCUGGUGGGCCAAUCUGGCUCCGGAAAGACUACCAUCGUGGGCCUUCUAGAGCGUUGGUAUGACCCUGAGUCAGGAAACAUUAAAUUGGAUGGCCACCCAAUCGAUCAAUUAAACCUUCGCUGGCUCCGAAAGAAUGUCCGUAUCGUCCAGCAAGAGUCAGUCCUAUUUCAAGGCAGUGUUUUCGACAACAUCAAGCAAGGUCUAGUUGGCACCGAAUGGGAACAUGCACCCAGAAGUCAACAAAUGGAACGAAUUCAGAAAGCAGCCACCAUGGCUUUUGCGCAUGAGUUUAUAUCUAAGCUUCCAGAUGGCUACGAUACUAAGAUUGGCCACCACGGUGGCCUCUUGUCUGGUGGUCAAAAGCAAAGGAUUGCCAUCGCUCGGAGUGUUGUCUCUCAACCCAAGGUUCUCCUCCUAGACGAAGCCACCAGUUCUCUGGAUCCACAUGCUGAAAGAGUGGUGCAAAUGGCUCUUGAAAGGGCUUCCGAGGGCCGAACUACUAUUGUUAUAGCUCACAAGCUCGCAACCAUACGAAAGGCUGAUAGCAUUAUUGUUAUGAGCAAGGGAUGUGUAGUCGAGCGUGGUACACAUGAUUCUUUGCUCGCUCAUGAUGGCGCCUAUGCUAAACUUGUCAGAGCACAGGACUUGGCUUUUUCGCCUCAGGCAACGCAACCGGGAAGAGAGCUAGAAGCUGUUGAUCAUUCCAAACCCGAUACUAUGACUCAACUCUCGGUCCGCACGUCACACACAUCGGUUCGCGAAUAUAGGCCACAAAAAGAGCAGGACAAUUACGAUGAUCAUAAUCAACGAACCAUCAUCUUCGUCAUAUGGCACAUUCUUCGAGAGACACCCGAGCUGAAACUCGUGUAUUCUCUGGUGCUAGCCGGAUGUCUAGUUGGUGGGGCAACCUUCCCAGGUCAAGCGAUUCUACUAUCCAGCGUGAUUGACACUCUCGCACUUCCAAACACACAGACCGAACGGAAAGGAAAUUUCCUUGCCACCAUGUUCAUCGUGCUUGCAGCCGGAUGUCUAGUAUCCUACUUCAUUCUCGGCUACGCUACCAACAUUGUCGCCCAGCAUCUAGGCCACAAAUUCCGAAAGCAAAGUCUCCAAGACAUCCUACGACAAGAUCUUCAGUUCUUCGAUCGCGAAGAGAACAGCACAGGCGCACUGGUCGCACGCCUGGACUCAAACCCACAGGCUGUUCUUGAGCUGAUGGGGUAUAAUAUCGGUCUGGUAUUGAUAGCCGUGCUGAAUCUAAUUGCAUGUGUGGUUUUGGCACUCGCUUAUUCGUGGAGACUUGGUCUCGUUGUUACAUGUGCUGGUCUUACUCCGCUGGUUGGUUCGGGAUUUCUGAAGAUUCGGUUGGACGCGAAGCUGGAUCGUGACGCCUCAAAGCGCUAUUCAAUCAGUGCGUCCAUUGCGUCAGAAGCUGUCACCUCUAUUCGCACGAUUUCGUCGCUUGCUAUUGAGGAUUCUGUUUUACAGAGGUACACCAGGGAGUUGGAUUACGCGGUGGCUGACUUGAGGCAGCCUUUGUGUCUUAUGAUGUUGAGCUUUGCGUUUACUCAAUCUGUCGAAAAUUGGUUUAUGGCUCUUGGUCUCUGGUAUGGUUGUCGUUUGUUGUCGUUUGGUGAGAUCACUGUUUACGCCUUCUUCGUCGCCUUUCUUGGGGUGUUCUUCUCCAGCCAAAGCGCAUCACAGCUAUUCCAAUUCUCAACGAGCAUCACUAAGGGUGUCAAUGCGGCCAACUAUCUCUUCUGGCUUCAAGGUCUACAACCAACAGUGCGGGAAACAAAUCAAAACCACGAAAAUGGACCUGGCUCGGCAGAUAACAUUCAUCUGGACAACGUCGAAUUCUCCUAUCCGCUCCGACCUGAAACCCCUGUCCUUAACGGCGUUGAUCUCAAAAUUGAAAAAGGCCAGUUUAUAGCCUUUGUCGGCUCAUCGGGGUGCGGGAAAUCAACCAUAAUAGCUCUCCUGGAAAGAUUCUACGAUCCAUCAACCGGCUCGAUCAUGAUCGACUCUCUACCUCUACCCAGCCUGAACCCACGCCUCUACCGCAAAAUUUGCGCCCUCGUACAGCAGGAACCGAAUUUAUUCCCAGUAUCCAUACGCGAGAAUGUCGCUUUCGGUCUAGGCCAUGACACCGACUCUGGUUUUGGGGUGGACGAUUCUCAGAUCGAAUCCGCCCUUCGAGCCGCCAAUGCGUGGGAUUUUGUGUCAUCUCUCCCCGAAGGAUUGGCUACUUGUGUUGGGCUCGGUGGAUCGCAGAUUUCGGGUGGUCAGCGCCAGCGUAUAGCGAUUGCGAGAGCACUGAUCCGAAAUCCAAGAAUUCUUCUUCUGGAUGAGGCGACUAGUGCACUCGAUAAUGAGAAUGAGCGAGCUGUGCAUGCUACCCUUGGUGCGGCCAAGGAUCGAGAUCGGAUCACCGUCGCUGUUGCGCAUCGGCUCAGUACGAUCAAGGAUGCGGAUGUGAUCUGUGUUUUCCAUGAAGGUCGCAUUAAGGAGAUGGGAUCACAUCGUGAUUUGAUUGCGAUGAGUGGAAUGUAUAGCAAGAUGUGUGAGGCUCAGGCUUUAGACUAG